AGUCUACUUGUUGAGCUUAAGUUAUAGUUUCAUUUUUGGAUAAAAUGGGCGAAAUUGAACAACCUAGUAAGUUAAGGCUUCUGAAUUUGUCAUUUAAUUUAAAUUCAAGUUUAAAAAGUGUCGGAAAGUUAAAAAGAAUAAUAAUAACUAUGAAAAAACGCUCAGAAGUAGAUUACCUAAUGAUAUAGGAAUGGAUGGCUUGUCAUAUUUUACAACGCAAGGACGUUUAGAACCUAUCGGUCGUUCGGAUGAAGAUCGAGUAAUGACACAUCCCAGCGAUUCGAAUAGAAAACAUGUCACGUUUAACGAUAUUCCUGCAAUCGUAGUUCAAGGGGAUAAUGACAAUACCGGACCUUCCGUUGUCAAAAAAGAAAAAUUGGCCUUAUGCAUAUCUUCAGUGAUGAAUAUGGGAAGAGAGUUGGGUGUAGUUGACACAGUGAAAUUAUGCAUGUAUCUAAAUGUUCCAACAACCAAAUUGGUUAAGGACACUGUCUCGGCCUGCGAAAAAGAACAAGAAGACGAAGAAUUUGCUGCUAAUAUGUUACUUUAUUGGCGAACUAUGAGAGCUUCUGCAAAAGACAGAGAUAAAGCUAGAGAAUUAGAGAGAGGUCUUCGUUCCAUCGGAAGGGAAGAGCUUGCAGACUUCUUUAUGGAAAAAUAUCAAGAAGAUAUUGAUCUGCUUUUGCUGUAUUUCGCACAAUCGAUGAUGUCAGAAGAAAUCGAAUUAUCAAAAAUUGCUUCAAUAUUAAACGCUGCCUUCCCUCAGGGUAUAAAUGACUUAGGAAAUGCUGAAAAAUGUUUAGAAAUCAACCGCAAUAAAAGGAAUGAGUUACAAAAAGAGGUUGAAAGUCUUCAAAAUGAAUACCCAGAUCUGUUGAACGAGGUUGAAAAUACAGAACAAAGUGAGGAAGUACGAUUAGCCAGACAACGUAAGCUUUUUUUCGAAAAUAGGCAAUCGUAUAUGGAUACACUGACAAGAGUAAUUGAAUUCAGGCAAGUAAAAUUGUCUAAUAAUAUAAGAUGUUCAUAUUUAGUAGAAUUUAUGAACGAUUGCAUACUUCAUUGGUACAAGAUGAUAAAGGAGCGUUUCAGUUUAUUAAUGGAAGAGCCUUUAAAGUAUUACGGAUGGCCCAAAGUAAUCAAGCAAAUAGAGGAAAAGUUACCAGCUAACCCUGAAUGGUAUUUAACCCAAACACUCAAUUGGAUUAAAGAUCAUCGUGAUUUUAUGAGAGAAACGAUACAACCAAUUUUCGAUAGGAGUGGAUUAAAGAAUAUUAGCGCUGUUAACGAAUUGAGUCGAGGCUUAGUUUUGCAAGCUAUGGAAAAAUUAGCUGGAGAUGUUGAUGAACUUAUGUACGAUGAAUAUAAUUUCGCUCAUAUGAUUGAUGAGGUUUUAUCUUUCGAUAAAGAAUUACGUAGGAAUUUUGCCUACCCAUUUUCACAGCCCUCAAUGGUGACUGUCAUAGCAACUCAAUCAGUCAAUUCUAAGUGGUUACUUUUGGAAAGUAAAUUUGCCAAAGAAAAGAUGGAUAAAAUGCUUUCGAGUGAAACGGCUUGGAUAUCGUCGUAUAAAGACGUAGAGAAUAUAGACGAAGGCAAAGUUCCUGAGUGUGCUGAAAAUUUUAUGAACUUAAUGCUAACUAUGACAGAUCGAUACAAAUCUGUUGAUAAUAUGUCAGUAAAAUUAAAGUUUGCAAGUUUGCAAUUGCAACUUUUGGAUGACUUUAGAAUCAGAUUAAUACAAAUAAAAGCACAAAUUGACAAUAACCCAGUUAGUGGACAAAUGUGCGCAAUUCUGAAUACUGUUUUCUAUGUUAGCCAAGUAUUAAAGGAAUGGUCUGAUUUAAUGUUUUUCCAAGAUAUUCACGAAGAAAAUUGUCGACGUAACGCCCUGAAAAACGUGUUUAAUCAAGAAGAAAAUAAUUCAAUUUUUGAUGGAAUUAUUGAUCUGUUUGAACGUUUGGUCAAUGAUAUGACAUCUGCCUGCGUUUCGCACGUUAUAGAUGAUGUAAGAAAUAUAAGCAAACCCUACAGACAUGUUAAUUGGAUAACUUUAAAAUCAGUUAAGGAAUACAACAUCAAUCCCUCUCUGUCGGUUAGCGCUUGCGAAACGUUGUUGGUAUUAAAAGAACAUUUACAUAACAUGAACGACUUACUGAAUAGGACAGUUUUUGAAAAGUUUUGGAUAAACGUAGCCGAAGAAUUAGAUAUUUACUUUUUUGAAAAUCUUAUAAUGGUGAAUAGAUUCAACGAAGGUGGAGCGUUACAAUUACAGUUUGAUAUGACAAGAAAUCUUUUUCCCUUAUUUGGACAGUAUACAAUGAAACCUGAAAAUUUCUUGAAAAGAAUCAAAGAGUCUUGCAUAAUAUUAACUCUUUCAAAAGGAACUUGCUUAUCACUUAUAGAAUCUAUUCAGAUUGGAAAUUUUCGCGAUGUACUGAAAGAGUUAAGUGUUAAUAAAUUAAAAGUGGAAGAUGUUAAACUUGUAAUUAAUUUACGAACUGAUGUUGCUAUUUAA
This is a messenger RNA of Dimorphilus gyrociliatus, 2518 nucleotides long. The record is from the annotation of a GenBank genome assembly. Lineage: Eukaryota; Metazoa; Annelida; Polychaeta; Dinophilidae.